AUGUCAUCUGUACAGUCUAUAUUUAAGCAGCUCCUCUUGCUUUUGCCUUUACUCCCUAGACAUAACACAUAUGCUCACAGUAUUUUGUCUCUUGCCACACAGAUCACCAAACUUGUUAAAAGACGUCCCCAAUGCUGCCUCGAUGGCGUUUUGGAAUGUCUUGAUAAUAUUUCAAUCAAUGAGUGUCCCUACAGAAACGCCCUGAAACGAAUCAACGCAAAUUUGAAGAAGCUAAUAUCAUUCAGAGAAGCUAAAUCCAAAGCGAAUGAUGAGGAAACUCCUACCAGUUCGUUAAGCAAAUACAUGAAUACCGUUCCCAUAGAUAGUCAGAAUCUGAAUUCGAAAGGCAAUUUACGGAAACUUAAAUCUAAGAAGAUGACAAAAAAAGCGGUUUCAAAGAAGAAAAAAGUUGUCAGAAAACGUGUAUUUCCUGAGGCCACUGAUGUAAAUUACAUAUAUUCUAAUUAUUUGCAGCAGUGUGACGCGGAUUCCACUCGUCAGGCCGAAGAUGUUGUCCAUGAAUCUUGUCCGAAGAGAAUGAAGUUGCAAACUAACACGGAGUCUGAGAAUACAAUAAAUUCAGACAUACCAUCUCAUCCUAACGAAACAUCCACAGUUUUGACUGACGAAUCCAAACCAAAUAUAGAUUGUUUCACAUCACCUAACGUUCUGGUUGAUUUGAGUGAACAGGAGAAACACGUUGCAUACACUCCGCUUUCUUCAGAAAGGCGAGUAUCGUUUGGAAAGGUAUUUCGUAAGAAAUUUAGUGCAACUCGUUGUAUCUCCUUGACUCCGCCAGUCAGUGUUAUUCCAGCUAAAGGAAUCUUAAGGGGUAACAAGUCAUUUCCUGAAGAGGCCAGAGUCAAUGUUUCAUUUUGA
Messenger RNA from Heterobilharzia americana, 879 nucleotides. NCBI's taxonomy places the organism in Eukaryota, Metazoa, Platyhelminthes, Trematoda, Strigeidida, Schistosomatidae. The record is from the annotation of a GenBank genome assembly.